This is a messenger RNA of Bolinopsis microptera, 2089 nucleotides long. RefSeq names its product bactericidal permeability-increasing protein-like. The record is from RefSeq and is a predicted model, not a curated record. The coding region runs from base 107 to 1699 and encodes 530 amino acids. NCBI's taxonomy places the organism in Eukaryota, Metazoa, Ctenophora, Tentaculata, Lobata, Bolinopsidae. The transcript has 12 exons. Gene Ontology annotation, molecular function: lipid binding.
CAAUAGGGCUGUUUCUUGAUCAUUCUUUACAUUUCUUCAUAUUUUUGUUUCCGUAAGUUCGAAGUUGUAGUCUCUUCAAUAAAGGUCUACAGGUUCCUCCUUUCAAAUGCGCCUUAUACUCCUGACAUUGUAUUUGCUCCACAUUGGAGUGUCGUUGGAUGAGAAACCUGGUUUUAGGGUCCAAGUCAGUCAGAAAGGAAUCGAUUACGUUCGGGAUGUGCUGCUUCCUUUGGCAACUGACGCGAUUAAAACAGCGAAAAUAUCCGACACGGAAAAUAGAGUAGAUAGUCCAAUCGGACACAUUACCUUUAAAGUUUACAACGCAAAAGUAACUGAAGUUGACAUUUCUCAAACGUCUGUGAAGCUAGGAAGUCCUUCAGAUGUCGUGGCUACAAUCCAAAAUGCAGUUUUAGCUGUUAAUGCUGAUUGGCACUACAGGAAGGAUCAUUGGCCCAACCUAAGCGACCACGGCAGGGUCGAGAUCACAGCUUCUAAGAUAUCCAUUAACCUGGAUUUACGAAUUGGAACUACUGAUAAAGGAGAACCUCACGUGACCUCUGAAAGUUGUACGUUUGAUGUUGGCAAUGUUGACGUCACGUUCCACGGUGGCUGGAGUUGGCUUUACAACUUGUUCAGUGAGACUCUCUCUGAUUCUCUCAAGGAAGGUAUUCAGGGUCAGACCUAUAAAGGUUUGUUUCAGGUGUGCCCGUUGAUUACAGAUGAGGUCAACAACGAUCUGAACAGUAUAUUGGACACUUUAGAACUCCAGUCAGAUAUAGAUGAGAACUGUUAUAUCGACUAUUCUCUUAUACAACCACCGUUUGUCACCAAAGAGGCCCUUUUUGUCGAUGGAAAAGGAGAAAUAUUCGAUAAAUCCGACCCAAAAGAGUGUCCGUCCCCUAAACAAGACAUGCCUGAAACAGUGGACAGUGAGAGGAUGGUCACACUUUGGAUAACUGAGUACAUGUUGAACACUGCUGGAUACGCUUACCAGACCGCUGGCUUCCUCCAGUACAACCUCACCAGCGAUGAUAUUCCUAGUGACAACCCCAUCAAGUUUAAGUUGACAACUGAAUUUUUCAAAUUCUUCGUUCCUGAUCUCAACAAGGCUUACCCUGACAAAAAUCUUACCCUCUGGAUCUACGCUACAAAACCAGUCCUUUUCAAUGUCAACAAAGCGGGAGUGAGUGGUAGAGCAGAGGGAACAAUAACUUGGCUGGUCCAUGUUAACGAUACUUUAGUUCCUGCCUUUACCCUGGACGCUCAACUUGAUCUUUGUGUUAAUCUCAGUGUGCAACUUGGCGGUAAAUCUGACUUAUACCUUGAUCUCAUCACUGUCGAGCCGUUCAUACAGCUAAGGAGUUCAAACAUUGGAAACUUCUCAAUAAGUACGCUCCAAACAUUCCUCAAAUUCUCUCGAGGGAUCAUUAAAGACUUUGCAAAUAGCAAUCUCAAGCACGGAAUCCCACUUCCUGCAAUCGAUCACGUUAAUUUCUCAGGAUUUGACUUUCAACUCGAUGACGGCUACAUACGGAUUCACAGCGACAUAGAAUAUGACCCUGAUGAUAAGGUAUCGGCUGAAAGAGAGCACCAUACACUGUUCGAGGAUGGUUUUAAGUGUGAGAUGAAAAACAAAGAAAGUUGGAAGGAGAUUGAUGAUAUGAUAGGUUCUGAUUUCUUAAAAGAAAUGUUGGCUUAGUUGAACAUACUGGUGAACAAAUAUAGAUUACAGAUACGUUUUAUAGUUCACGCAUGAUUUGAUUGGUUAUGGGCUUUUCUUGGCCAAUUUUUAUGCUCUAUGUGGUGAAAGGAGUGGCAACCAAUUUUUUUGUCUUAUCUAGGAGUUGAAUUCAUAUUUUAAUUUAUAACCAGCCGAUUGAUGCAUUAAAUAUUGUUUAUAAAUAUUAGGCAUACGCAUUUUUAGACAUUUUUGACUUUUUAACUUUUUUUCGAGGAAUUAUUUGAUUAUUUGAUCAUCAUUACCAAAUAAAAUUAAAUAAUGACUAAUGAUUGCUUAUUACAAGAUUCUUAUAAUUUUCCUUUGAACUUUGAUUGAAUAACCAUAUCAAUGAUUUUGGUUUAGUAUGCA